AUGUGGAGGCCAUCAGGAUUGGCAUUGGCCUCUCUGGCUCUCCUUCCAUCUGUGCUGGGAACAGAUAUCUUGAAAACAAAUGGAUUCUCCAAUUGUAACAACGGCACAUCAACCAUCAAGGUCAACAAUGUCGACAUCUCCUUUGACCGAUCAACGAACACAAUCGACUUCGACGUUUCGGGCUCGAGUACAAAAGAACAGUUCGUCACGGCCGAACUGAUUGUGACUGCAUAUGGCGUCAAAGUGUAUAAUAAUUCUUUCGACCCCUGUGACAACUCCACCAGAGUUGAUCAGUUGUGUCCUGUGCCGGCAACAUCAUUUGCGGCCAACGGGUCACAAGUCAUUCCGUCAGAGUACACCUCGCUCAUCCCUUCCAUCGCCUACUCCCUACCCGAUCUCGAUGGAACUGCUCAGAUGGUCCUCAAGGCCAAAGACGGACAAGAGCUGGCUUGCAUUCAAUCUGGGGUCUCUAACGGCAAGACCACAGAUGUGCCGGCGGUAUCGUACGUCGCAGCCGCCAUCGCCGCUGGCGCAUUGGCUGUGUCACUAGUCGGCGCGGCUGCCACUGGAGCACACCCUGGCUCGUCCUCUUCCAGCCCUGGCUUCUCCGAGGUCAUGUGGUGGUUUCAAGGAAUGGCCAUGAACGGGAUGCACUCGGUCGACUAUCCAGGAGUGUAUCGCAGCUUCGCGAAGAACUUCGCCUUCAGCACUGGUCUCGUCUCGUGGGGUGGGCUCCAGAGGUCCAUUGACUCUUUUCGAGCACAUACGGGAGGCAAUUUGACCAACGAAAGCUACGAUUUCCUCAGAAACGCCACUCUCGUGUUCCCCGAUGGUAGCACCACCUCGACCACGAGCGGUAUCGCAAAGCGAUCUGUCGCAUUGAUGGUCCGUCAGAUCACGACUUCUCUCGGCAAUAGCACCAGCGAAGAUUCGGACGACAGUAAUUCCAAGGAAUCGCACCUGGUCCAAGGUAUUCAGGGCUACGUCGAGCAGCUCACAAUCCCCCAGGCCAAUACGUUCAUGACCGUCCUCCUGAUCUUCGCAAUCGUAGUUGCGGCCAUUGUGGUUGGUAUUCUACUUUUCAAGGUUAUUCUCGAGGCGUGGUCUCUUUUCGGCAGAUUCCCCAAAUCUCUGAGCACUUUCCGCAAAGAAUAUUGGCGCAUCCUGGCUCAAACCAUCACCAACUUGAUUUUCCUGCUGUACGGCGUCUGGACCCUGUAUUGCAUCUACCAAUUCACUCACGGAGACUCGUGGGCGGCCAAGGUUCUCGCGGGCGUCACUCUGGGCACCUUCACGGCCAUCUUGGGGUUCUACACCUUCAAGAUCUGGAGUGUUGUCCGCAAACUGAAGAAAAUCGAGGGCGAUGCCAGCGCACUGUUCGAAAACAAGGAGACCUGGAAGAAGUACAAGCUCUUCUACGAAAACUAUAAGAAAGGAUACUGGUGGCUCUUCAUCCCUUCCAUUGUCUACAUGUUUGCCAAAGGGUGUGUCCUGGCUGCGGGCGAUGGCCAUGGUUUGGUCCAAACCGUCGGGCAAUUGAUCAUUGAAUCCCUGAUGCUCAUUCUGCUUUUGUGGAGUCGGCCGUACCAGCGCAAGUCGGGCAAUUGGAUCAACAUUAUCAUUCAGAUUGUCCGUGUGGCGUCGGUCGUCUGUAUCUUGAUCUUUGUUCAAGAGCUGGGAAUUGCGCAAACUACAAAGACCAUCACGGGCGUUGUCUUGAUUGUGGUGCAAUCCGCUUUGACUGCCAUCCUUGCAUUUCUCAUCAUCAUCAACAGCAUUAUCACCUGCUGCAAAGAAAACCCCCACCGAAAGCGCCGCAAGGCAGCCCAGAAAAACCUCUCUCAAGAUCUCGAGGGUGAUGCCUUUCUUCUCCAGCCAAAGCCUUACUCAGGGUCGCCUCCGCCCCACGCUCGCAACAUGUCCGAGUUUGGGCAAAGCUACGAACCGAUGCGCGCCCAGGCUUACUCACGGUUUGGACCUCGAGAGGACGAGAGUGAGGAGACGUUGGUCAAGGGCGCUGCCGGCAUGGGGGCGACCAGCUACCGCAGCUUGAGUCAAGGGAGAAGUGAACACGGUGGAAGUCCUCCUCCUUUCUCGAGAGAACCGAGGCUGCCUGAUCUGGCCUUUGAGCAAUAUCGUCACAAAUAA
Fonsecaea nubica is the source of this 2148-nucleotide messenger RNA. RefSeq lists its product as hypothetical. The record is from RefSeq and is a predicted model, not a curated record. Gene Ontology annotation, biological process: fungal-type cell wall biogenesis; transmembrane transport. NCBI's taxonomy places the organism in Eukaryota, Fungi, Ascomycota, Eurotiomycetes, Chaetothyriales, Herpotrichiellaceae. The transcript is spliced from 2 exons. The coding region runs from base 1 to 2148 and encodes 715 amino acids.